GCACAAUCUUUGACAAAUACAUGACAUUUGGAUUGACAUAUUUAUUUGUUGAACGUCGAUAAAAUGUUUGGCGCUAUUAUUUAUUUACUGUGAAACAAUUUGUAAUAUUUAUAAAUCGCCUCAUUAUUGAAAACGAGAAAAAUGCCGGCGUUUCUUAAAUACAUUGAUAUGGAAAACUUCAAGUCCUACCGGGGACACCACCGGAUAGGACCACUGAAGUCUUUCACUGCCGUUGUAGGACCCAAUGGUUCAGGGAAGUCAAACUUCAUGGACGCAGUGAGUUUUGUGAUGGGUGAGAAAACAUCUCUCCUGCGUGUGAAGAGGCUAAGCGAUCUCAUCCACGGUGCUUCUAUAAAUAAACCAGUUUCUAGGAGUGCAUCAGUAACAGCUACAUUUGUGCUGGAAGACAUGACGGAGAAGCAGUUCCAGAGGUCGGUCAUUGGACAGUCAUCAGAACACAAGAUAGAUGGACAUUCUGUGUCAGUGAGCAACUACCUGUCAGAGUUGGAGAAGUUGGGCAUCAAUGUGAAGGCCAAGAACUUCCUUGUGUUCCAAGGAGCUGUUGAAAGCAUUGCUAUGAAGAACCCUAAAGAGAGAACUGCACUUUUUGAGGAGAUCAGUGGAUCGGGUGUUCUAAAAGAACAGUACGAAGCGUGUCGCGCUGAAGUGAACCGCGCAGACGAGGAGGCGCAGUUCUCCUACCAGAAGAAGAAAGGAGUCGCCGCAGAGAGGAAGGAGGCCAAAUUCGAGAAGGAAGAGGCUGAGAAAUACACUAGACUUAAACAGGAGUUGCAAGAACAAAAAGUCGAGCUGCAGCUGUUCCAUUUGUACCACAACGAGAAGGACAUCCAGUCGCUGGAAGAGGAUUUGCAGCACAAGCAGCAGGAGCUGUCCAAAGUGGAGAAGAAGCGGCAAAAAGCAGAGGAGGCACUCAAAGAGAAGAAGAAGGAAUCAGGCACCAUGCAGCGAGAACUCGCUAAGAUUGAACAGGAUAUUCGAGAAGUGGAAGCAGAGAUUUCCAAAAAGCGACCAACAUUCAUCAAAGCCAAAGAGCGCGUCACACACACACAAAAGAAGCUGGAGAGUGCUCAGAAGACCCUGGAGCAGGCGCGCAAGGCUCACGAGGCUCAUCAGGCUGACAUCAAGAAGUUGGAAGAUGAACUCAAGCAGAUUGAAGAGCAGAAGGCGACGUGGGAACAGUCCUCUGGGACAGGGCACAGUGGAAGGGCUGAUGUGCAUUUGGAAGAGGCGCAGAUCCGCGAGUACGAGGAGCUGAAGAUGGAGGCGUCGCGUCAGGCAGCGCGGUAUCUGCAGGAGUUGGACUCCGUCAACCGUGAGCAGAAGGCUGAUCAGGAUCGGCUCGACAAUGAGAUGCGCAAGAAAGGCGAGCUUGAGAAUAAACACAGGCAGAAGGGCCACGAGCGGAACGAGGCGAUGAAGCGCGUGGACAAGCUCAACGAACACAUCAAGAGCUCCGAGCAGGCCCUCGAGGAGCAGAGGAGGCUCCGCGCCGAGCUGCAGGCGGACGUGGGCGAGUCGCGCGGGCGCGCCGCGUCGCUGCAGGCGCAGCUGGAGGAGGUGGCGGCGCAGCUCGGCGACGCGCGCGUCGACAAGCACGAGGAGGCGCGCCGCCGCAAGAAGCAGGAGAUCGUCGAGAGCUUCAAGCGCGACAUCCCCGGCGUCUACGACCGCAUGAUCAACAUGUGCCAGCCGACGCACAAGCGGUACAACGUGGCCAUCACUAAGGUACUCGGCAAGUACAUGGAGGCCAUCGUCGUCGACACAGAGAAGACUGCACGGCGAUGCAUUCAGGUAUUAAAAGAGAGGAUGUUGGAGCCAGAGACAUUCCUGCCGCUGGACUACAUACAGGCGAAACCGCUUCGAGAGAGGCUGAGGGACAUCAAAGAACCAAAGAACGUGAAGUUGCUAUUCGACGUGCUCCGGUUCGAGCCGGCGGCCAUCCACCGCGCCGUGCUGUUCGUCACCAACAACGCGCUCGUGUGCGAGACGCCUGAGGACGCCUCGCGCGUCGCCUACGACCUCGACCGCAGCAAGAACAGCAGAUACGACGCAUUAGCCCUGGACGGCACGUUCUACCAGAAGUCUGGCAUCAUCUCGGGAGGCUCGCUCGACCUGGCGCGCAAGGCCAAGCGCUGGGACGAGAAACACCUCUCGCAACUCAAGUCUAAGAAGGAGAAACUAACAGAGGAGCUCCGCGAGUCAAUGAAGAAGUCUCGCAAGGAGUCGGAGCUGACCACCGUGGACUCGCAGAUCCGCGGACUCGAGUCCAGACUCAAGUACGCCAUCACGGACAGGGACACAACCUUGAAACAAAUAAAAGCACUGGACGCGGAGAUAGCUGAGUUGGAGAGAAAAAUGGAGACUUUCGGGCCGCAAGUGGAGGACAUCGAGCGCACCAUCCGCGCCCGCGACGCCAAGAUACAGGAGGUCAAGGAGAACAUGAACAACGUCGAGGACGUCGUGUUCCGCGGCUUCUGCAGGGACAUCGGCGUCGCCAACAUCCGCCAGUACGAGGAGCGCGAGCUGCGCGCCCAGCAGGAGCGCGCCAAGCGCCGCAUGGAGUUCGACGCACACAUCGACCGCGUCGCCUCCAACCUCGAGUUCGAGCGCAGCCGCGACACGCAGAAGAACGUCACGCGCUGGGAGCGCGCCGUGCAGGACGCCGAGGACGAGCUCGAGGGCGGGCGCCAGGCCGAGGCCAAGCAGCGCCACGACAUCGACCACGAGCUGCGCCGCGCCGACAAGCUCAAGGCCGACCGCGCCGCGCACCGCGCCGAGAUGGACAAGGCCGACGCCUCGCUCGACAAGGCUCGCAAAGACCUAUCGAGCAUCCAAAAAGACAUCCAAGCCGUACAGAAACAGAUCUCUAGCAUCGAGUCGCGCAUCGAGAGCAGGCGCAGCGACAGACACAACAUACUGAGGCAGUGCAAGAUCGAUGACAUAAUCAUUCCGUUGCUAGAAGGUAGUCUCGAUGACACGGCUGAUACGGAAUCGGAACAAUCCUCUCUGUCCACCACGCAACAGUACCGACGGGAGUCAAGAAUACGCGUAGACUACAGCUUACUCUCUGAAAACCUGAAAGACCUCGACGAGCCGGACGAGAUCAAGCGCAAGGCGGACAAGCUGCAGAAGGCGAUCAACUCGCUGCAGAACACCGUGGACAAGAUCCAGGCGCCCAACAUGCGCGCCAUGCAGAAACUCAACGAAGUCAGGGAGAAGGUCAACGCCACCAACGAGGCGUUCGUCGCGGCCAGGAAGAGGGCUCAUAAGGCCAAACUGGCUUUUGAAAAGGUGAAGAAAGAACGUCACGACAAGUUCAUGGACUGCUUCGAACACGUCGCCAACGAGAUUGACGCCAUUUAUAAGGCGCUGGCUAUGAACCAGUCAGCGCAAGCGUUCCUGGGCCCGGAGAACCCCGAAGAACCAUACUUGGACGGCAUCAACUACAACUGCGUGGCGCCCGGCAAGCGGUUCCAGCCGAUGUCCAACCUCUCUGGAGGGGAGAAGACAGUCGCAGCGCUAGCGUUACUGUUUGCGAUACACAGUUAUCAGCCAGCGCCGUUUUUCUUGCUGGAUGAGAUCGACGCGGCGCUGGACAACACCAACAUCGGCAAGGUGGCCUCCUACAUUCGCUCCAAGAAGGGCAGUCUGCAGACCAUCGUCAUCUCGCUCAAGGAGGAGUUCUACGGGUGUGCUGACGCGCUUAUCGGCAUCUGUUCGGAGCCUGCGGACUGCCUUGUGAGUGACGUCAUCACCCUCAGCCUAGAGAACUACAACGACUAAUCUCAUUCCCAUAUUAUAGGCUCGUGUUCAGGGACGAUACAUUUUAUAUUGAUUUACUUCAUUAUAGUUAAGAUUAUAUGACAUAAUUAUAGGAUAAUA
Molecule: messenger RNA, 3903 nt
Organism: Manduca sexta (tobacco hornworm)
Lineage: Eukaryota; Metazoa; Arthropoda; Insecta; Lepidoptera; Sphingidae
Gene: SMC1
Product: structural maintenance of chromosomes protein 1A
Exons: 24
Coding region: 142-3804 (1220 amino acids)
Biological process (GO): sister chromatid cohesion
Cellular component (GO): nucleus; chromosome; cohesin complex
Molecular function (GO): DNA binding; protein binding; ATP hydrolysis activity
Source: RefSeq, a predicted model, not a curated record